GUGUGCAUUGCGCGUACUUGCAAACAUGGCGGGUACAGUGAAUGGGAGAGGAUGUUGCCACUAACAAAUAUAUAAUUUCUACGAGUCGCGGCACGAAUAUGACAUUUUACUCCCCUGAAUAUAAACACAGACUGAACAGUUCGUGUCAUAAUUUUUGUGAUGGCGUUCCCCCAGCCCAGACCUCAGGCUCCUCAGCUUCCCCAACAUCUUCUCACCACCAUAGACUGUCAACAAGGAGCUGUCAGGGCUGUCCGGUUCAAUGCUGAUGGGAACUACGCGCUGUCCUGUGGCAGUGACAAAUCUCUAAAGCUGUGGAGUGUGAGCCGGGGGACUCUGCUGAAGACAUACAGCGGCCACGGAUACGAGGUCCUGGAUGCUGAUGGCUCUUACGACAACAGCCAGCUUUGCUCCUGCAGCUCCGAUAAGACGGUGAUCCUGUGGGACGUCGCCACAGGCCAAGUCACGCGGAAACUCAGGGGUCAUGCUGGGAAAGUCAACUGUGUCCAGUUCAAUGAGGAGGCAACAGUCAUCUUGUCUGGCUCCAUAGAUGGAACAGUUCGGUGCUGGGACACGAGGUCCAGAAGAUUUGAGCCAAUUCAGAUCUUAGACGAGGCUCGGGAUGGCAUCAGCAGCUUGAAAGUUGUACAACAUGAGCUUCUUACAGGAUCAGUGGAUGGCAGAGUGAGGCGCUACGACCUGAGAAUGGGACAGCUGCAUGUUGACUUCAUCAGCAGUCCCAUCACGUGUGUGUGUUUCAGUCAGGACGGUCAGUGCACUCUGAGCUCCAGCCUGGAUUCAACAGUCAGACUACUGGACAAGAGCACAGGGGAAAUGCUCGGAGAGUAUAAAGGACAUAAAAUGAAGGGCUACAAGCUGGACUGCUGCCUGUCCAGUAAAGAUACUCAUGUCCUGAGCUGCUCAGAAGACGGACAUGUCUACUGCUGGGACCUGGUGGAAGGAUCUCUGUCCUUGAAACUGCCGGUGGGGAAAGCUGUCGUCCAGUCGUUGUCCUUCCACCCAACAGAGACCUGCCUCCUCACAGCCAUGGAGGGGCGUGUUCAGUUGUGGGGGUUGGAGCCAGAGGAGACGGUGAAGACAGAGGAGGACACGAUGGCUUCUUAAAGAUGGUGAAUGUAGUCAGAAGCUAUAUUGGCAUGCUAGGAGGUUGGCAAAGCAGCCAUUCAGGUCUUUAUAGCGGUUAGCUUAGCAAAGAUUUAUCAGAGUAGAAAGGAGCGAAUGCUUAACAUAAGGACCGACAUAAAUAUUAAGAAACAAAUAUCUGAUCGACAGAUGUUCACAAUCUGCAGGUGAAUGUUAUUUUAGUCCAUAACUGAAACAAAUAGUUGUCCAUAUGAUUCUUUUUACAAGAAAACUUGAAUACAAUUCCUGUUAUUAGUAACAGACCACAUGUGAUUUCUCUCUUUAAAUAGCGGCUAUGUGGGGCCAGUUGUCCCUGAGAGGGUUCCUGAGAGCAUUUUUUCCCACUUGAAUUCCUUUCAUAAGUAACCCAAUAAAAAAUGUGUAAAUAUUUUAGGCAGGGGUUUCAUACAAUACUGUGCUAACAUGUUUAAAAGCCUGGGAUAAAAGGGAGUCUGUGGUCUCCUUGUUGGCACUUUCAGGGUCCUUGGUGUUAAACAUUUUUUGAGGUCAACUGCUUUGGAAUAAAAUCACACUUCACAACA
Molecule: messenger RNA, 1682 nt
Organism: Labrus mixtus (cuckoo wrasse)
Lineage: Eukaryota; Metazoa; Chordata; Actinopteri; Labriformes; Labridae
Gene: wdr83
Product: WD repeat domain containing 83
Exons: 10
Coding region: 160-1122 (320 amino acids)
Biological process (GO): mRNA splicing, via spliceosome
Cellular component (GO): catalytic step 2 spliceosome
Molecular function (GO): protein binding
Source: RefSeq, a predicted model, not a curated record